Molecule: messenger RNA, 772 nt
Organism: Eptesicus fuscus (big brown bat)
Lineage: Eukaryota; Metazoa; Chordata; Mammalia; Chiroptera; Vespertilionidae
Gene: LIN7B
Product: lin-7 homolog B, crumbs cell polarity complex component
Exons: 6
Coding region: 61-678 (205 amino acids)
Biological process (GO): neurotransmitter secretion; protein localization to basolateral plasma membrane; maintenance of epithelial cell apical/basal polarity
Cellular component (GO): cell-cell junction; basolateral plasma membrane; synapse
Molecular function (GO): L27 domain binding
Source: RefSeq, a predicted model, not a curated record
CCCGCCCUCCCCACUGGCGACCGGGCGGGCGGGCGGGCGGCUCGCCGCAGCGGCGCCGACAUGGCUGCGCUGGUGGAGCCGCUGGGGCUGGAGCGGGACGUGUCCCGGGCGGUGGAGCUCCUCGAGCGGCUCCAGCGCAGCGGGGAGCUGCCCCCGCAGAAGCUGCAGGCCCUCCAGCGCGUCCUGCAGAGCCGCUUCUGCUCAGCCAUCCGCGAGGUGUAUGAGCAGCUCUAUGACACGCUGGACAUCACCGGCAGCGCUGAGAUCCGGGCCCACGCCACAGCCAAGGCCACCGUUGCUGCCUUCACCGCCAGCGAGGGCCAUGCACAUCCCAGGGUGGUGGAGCUGCCCAAGACAGAGGAGGGCCUGGGCUUCAACAUCAUGGGGGGCAAGGAGCAGAACUCGCCCAUCUACAUCUCCCGUGUCAUUCCUGGAGGAGUGGCCGACCGCCACGGAGGCCUCAAGCGUGGGGACCAGCUGUUGUCGGUGAAUGGUGUGAGCGUCGAGGGUGAGCAGCACGAGAAGGCCGUGGAGCUGCUGAAGGCGGCCCAGGGCUCGGUGAAGCUGGUGGUGCGUUACACACCCCGCGUGCUGGAGGAGAUGGAGGCCCGCUUUGAGAAGAUGCGCUCUGCCCGCCGGCGCCAGCAGCACCAGAGCUACUCGUCCUUGGAGUCCUGAGGCUGAAACCACAGAUCUGGACCCUCCCGCUCUCCCCUCCCCUUGUACAGUAUUUAUUGUCGCCGGCUCCUUAUUUAAAGAUCUUUGCCCCUCA